UAUUAUGAUCUGUUGAAAUUAAAAAAGAUUAAUCUAUUAAUAAUCAAAACUAUAACAAAAAACCAUAAAAUAUUUAAAAAUGUAAUUAUCAAUAAUUGCUGACUGCUGUAACAAACCUCAUUCGCAAUACCGGCUGUUAGUUAUUUUUAUGAAUAAAUAAAAUCCCAUUCCAUUAAGAUUUUGUAUUAUUUUUUUUUAUUACGCCUACUUAACUAGUUUUGACUAUAUUCAUAUUAUAUACAGUUACGCCCGAGAUUUACGCCGUAUUAUUUUCUUAAUAAUUUAUUAGUUCUUGAUUAGUAUACUACACCACACAAGGUAGACAACACGUGGUUAAAGCGUACAACACUAAUACUGCAAGAUUUUUUUACUGAUGGAACAAUUAAUUGCACACUUAAAUAUUUUUACAACCAUUUAUACCAUUUAUAGUAUUCACGGGUACAACAAUUAUCAUUAUUUUUAUUUGAAAAAUACAAAUAUAAUAUGAAUAAAAAAAUUAUAGAUAUUCAUAAAAGAUUUAUGUAAAAAAUGCAAUUAAACUUAGUUCAUCUUAAUAAAAUAACUAGCUCACUUUGAAAAAGCAACUCACUAAGCCACGCAUCUGUGAAGUUUUUAAAAAUGUACAAUAUAUAGCCUACUGAUUUUAUUCAGGUCAAACACGUGGAAGCGGAAAGUAAGUAAAAAAUUAUUUAAAAUUAAAAUAUUUACAAAUUUUAAAUAUAAGUAUUACAAUAAGUUAAUACAAAAUAUGUAUUAUUUAUUAAGACGUCGAUCGUCUACUUAGAAUAGCCUACGUGCAUACAAAGCCUACGUCAAUACAGUUAUUAUUAUUGAUGUAAAAACAUCUUAGGGCCGUUCAGCAUAGGCGCAUAUAGAGAGGGGGUGCUUGGGGGUUUUUUGCACCCCAGUUUCCUGUAAAAUGUAUUUCGGUAACAUAAUAGUUUGUGUUUUAUAAACACUUGAAAGGUAUAGAUUUUAUAAAAAAUAACUAUAUAUUUAAAAUAUUUAUUACAUAGUCAAUGGUCAUGUCUUUUGAAAUAUUAUUAUAUGAUAUAUCAAGAUAAUUUGACAAUAUUAACAGCUAGUUUAUCAGCAGAAAUGCUGAUCUUAAAGAACAGUCACCAGGCAAUUUGAAUUUGAAGACUUGAAAAACCAUUAGGCACAAUAAGCAUAGGGGAGUGGUACGUGACGGCGAAGUGUUUAAGGCUGGUCACCUUUAUACGUUCUCCCGGUCGGCCUCACGGGCGGACGAGUGCAGUCGAAGGCGCGUUUGCUCGCGGGUGACGACCAUCGUGACAGAAGGCGAGGCCAGACCACGACGAGACUGUUGACGGCAUGCGGCUAGUGCGUGACGAUGAUGCGAAAGUGCUUAAGACGGGACCGUAUCGUGACAAAUAUGUCAACAGCGCAGAUCAAAAACAUUGAGCGAGCAAAGACAACUAUAUAAUAUUUGCGCUGGCGGAAUCAGCGGUGACCGGAGGCGUAAGACUCGACCGGCGGGUACCACUGGCCGAAAACCAAAGAGAAUCGGCGGACCAAUCCGCCGUGUCAAGGAGUCGAAAACUGGAGAGCACGAAAUCUUAACGCUGACUGAUCAGAACAUAUUAUUAUAUUAUUGUGUGCGUACUCACUGGCUAGAACAAUAACAACUCUGCACCCGCGUCGUCUGGGAAAUAUUUGUAUUUUUCGUUGACAGCUUAUUAGGACGAUAUUGUAACUUUGCGUACAUUAUAUUUUGCAAUUACGAGUCUGAGCCAUACUACAGAGUUUCACGAUGUAUAGAGAAUAUGACGACCAAAUGCUUAGGGACUUCUUUGAAGUAUUUGUCAUGGACGUGGUCAACGGUCUAAUGAAAGUGAAUGCAGACACGCAGACAAUUAGGUACCAACCGAUACCUGGAGAUAUAAUUAACGAAAACGUGGCGUUCGACAGACGAAUGGGUGACUUUGUGGUGCUGAUCUUUGGCGCUGCUGUCAUUGCUCCGGACGAGACUCUGCAGGUGAAGCCCUGCGGAAUGUCCGAAUCACAGCGUGGACAGGCAGCACCCCAGGAGAUCGGAGACGGAGACAAAGUAAAUACCGAAUACUUCUCGGUGGACACCGGGAUGCGGACGGCUGAGGCCGACACGUCGGCGAAGAGUUGGGCAACGGGAUGUCAGUACGAAGAUCUAUUGUUACAGAGGCUCAGCAGCAAACUGACGCGUAUCCAUGCCAUGGACGUAUCCAUACGGUGGAUGGACAUGAAACAGGCCGGGCGCCUGUUUUUUUUGUCGAGGCCGCAGAUGUGUUUAAAAGCAAGGAGACUCCCGGACUUGCAUCUCUGCCGAAGAACACCUGAUGAGAUGGCGGCGACACGGGGAGUGGUACGUGAAAGACAGGCGGAUGGCGGCGGCGGCUAGCGGCAAUGUGACGAUCACGUGACUUAUAACGGCGGUGGAGGAGACUCCUGACCACGACGGGCGAGUGAUGGAGCUAUACAUUUGUGCUAGGAACAUGGACGCGUGGGACGUCAGAAUCGCACACGGUCCUGCGGGAACUAUUCCAACGUUUCAGGGUCCGGUUGUGCGUGACUCCUCGGCGUGGCAACGGCCGAGUCGUGUUGCCAGGGCGUAAAUCAAGAAGAGUAAUCCCGCGGGCCGAGUCUGCGUGUCAGGACGGAAACCGUGGCGUGGAAAUCAGGAUCACGGUUCCAGGUGAUAGUUUCGAGUGUCGGCAACCACCGCGAGCUCGCAACGCCAUCGACCGCGAACUCAUCAUUCCGCGGGGGUGACCUGCAGAAAAUGUAUAGGGUGACUUUCCACCCGGACACAAUGUGCACUUUCAUGUACCACUCCCCGUGUAGCCGCCGUCUCGUCUGGUGUUCUUCAGCCGAGGUGCAAGUCCGGGAGUCAGAAAAACAGGCACCCGGAAUAUUUAAUACCCAUCCACGCCAUAGAUACGUAGCGGCGCCAUGUACGUCCACGGCCUGGAUAUGCGUCUGUCUGCUGCUGGGCCUCCAGAAGAAUAGACAUCCUGCAGUCCAGAUCUCCCGUAUCUCUGCUCUUCACCGACGUGUCGUCCUCGGCCGCCUGCAUCCCGGCGUCCGCCGAGAACUUUUAGGUCUUUAAUCUGUCUCCGAUUCCAAUCUCCUGGGGUGCAGCCUGUCAACACUGUGAUUCGGAUAUUCCACAGGGCUGCAACUGCAAAGUCUCGUCUGGAGCAAUGACGGCAGCGCCGACCAUCAACACUACAAAGUCACCCAUUCUUGUUUCUGUUAAACGCCUCGUCUUCGUUGUGUACAUCUUCAGGUAUCGGUUGCUAAUUGUCUGCGUAUCGGUUUCCACUUUCGUUUAUUAGAUCAUUGACCACGUCCAAAACGAAUACUUCAAAAUAGUCCCUAAGGAUUUGAUCGUUAUAUUCUCUGUAUAUCGUGAAAACUGUGUGUGUGGUUUCAACACGGAAUUGCGAAUUAUAAUGAACCGCAAAGUUGCAAUAUCGUCUUAAGCUGUCACCGAAAAAUACAAAUAUUUCCCAGACGACGGGUGCAUUUUUUUUUUUUAGAACUAUAAAUGUGGUCGAAAAUUUCGCAGAACAGACAAAUUACAUAUUCUACGCACCUUGGUAGUUAUGGUUUUACAAGAAAUUAUAAUUUAUUAUAAGUCAUACAAUGUCCAUGCAUAUACAUUAUCAAAUAAUAGUCAUACAAAAUAUAUAAGUCGAAUUUAAAGAUAAAAAGACGGAUAAAUCAUUUUGCCUUAGGUAUAGCAUGUGUUGACUGUAAGUACUUAUGUGAGUGUAUAUUAUGUACGCAAGCUGUAAUAGUAAUACAGUAAAACAAGUACUUAUUAACCUAAUAUUUGUGUAUUAAACCUACUUAAUUUUUAGUUUGUAUUAAUAUUAUCGUGUAAUUGAAACACAGAAAUAAAAUAAAAAUUGUUUGUAACCAUACGAUCGUUGUAGAUUUAUCACAAAAUAUUAUAUUUUAGCCAUAAUUAUGAUUGAUUUAAUAUAAAUAUUUCAUACAUUGUAUACUACCUACAUACUAUUGCAGUUCCGCAUAAUAUCGUAAAUAUACAAAUAUCAAAGUCAGUUUACAAGUUAUCCGUUCACCAUGUGAAAUAACGACUAAUUAUUUUGUUAACCUACGUAAGUCAAAUUUUAUUGAUCUCUUUCUUUUUUAAGAUUUGUACGUUUGUGACAAUUGUUUAGAUACAAUGAUUUCUAAAAAAAAAAACGAGAUGGCCGCUCAUCUUCUGUAUAAUAUUAAUGGAAUAUACCUUGUCACUGAGUGAAUUACAAUAUAAUAGAUGUAUUAAGGACUAAAAUUUGAAUUCGGUAAUAAAUCAACGUACGUAUAAAUACAAUUAAAAAUUAUUUUGAGCGGAGACGGUCUUUCUGCAACUCAUAAUUUAUAUCUCUAAGGAUAGGUAUUUUGUUAUAUUUUUAUGUGCUAUUAUUAAUUUAUAUUUAUAUUACUAUCACAGUUGUAGCUUGAACCAAUUUUUGUCACAAACAUUUUGCUUAUUAUAAUAUGUACAAUUAUAAUUAUUAUAUUAUUAGCUGUUAUGGACUGAUCAGUAAAUUCCGGUCCGGCGUACAAUAGAACGAUGUGAAUAUGUUUGUGUUAUAAAUUUCUUAGAAUUAUUAUAGAUAUUUUGAAAAUGUCAUUGUGUAUUGUAAAAAUAAUAUUAUACAUAGUUAAAAAGUUUCAAGUCUCUGCAAGUAAUAUUUUUUGAAUUAUAUCAAAACAACAAAAAUUGUUUGAAGAAAAAUCGUUACAAAUUGUUGUCGUAAAUAUUUCAACUGUCCAUAAAAAAAUAUAUGAAAAUAUAAGCAUU
Acyrthosiphon pisum (pea aphid) is the source of this 4816-nucleotide messenger RNA. RefSeq lists its product as uncharacterized. The transcript is spliced from 2 exons. The record is from RefSeq and is a predicted model, not a curated record. NCBI's taxonomy places the organism in Eukaryota, Metazoa, Arthropoda, Insecta, Hemiptera, Aphididae. Bases 1775 to 2398 code for a protein of 207 amino acids.